AUGUCUAGAUUUGUUGCGCAUCCUCUACGCCCUCGGACUUCGUCUUCAAAGGUACCCAAGGAUUUUCAAACGCUAGAAAUCACGGCACGUCGUUCACGAUUCUCUGAGCAACUUGGACGGCUUGCUCAGGCAAUUGUUACCUUUCCAUCAGCCCUAGUGGAUCGUGCCAUAUAUCGUGAUUACCAUGGACUCGACUAUAUCUACGACGACGAUGAAUAUGAAGAUUUCAUUGCAGUACUGGAGAGGCUGAAAGUGAGUCGUAUCGGCCGACAUGUGCAAGCGAUCCGGGCAAAGACCCGGCCAAAACAAGAGAAGAUUCCGGUCGUCGAAGUUGCGGAGCCUUCGCCUGGCGUCUUUCAUGUUUCCUAUCAGGUGAAGUUUGCCGAUGGGGUCACCUGGCUUCUCCAGAUACCAGCCGAGGGAACUCCAGAUCAAUUUAACGAUGAGGAGGCCGAAGGCCUUCGCUCGGAAGCCGUGACCAUGAUAAUGCUCCGGCGGGAGACAACCAUCCCAAUCCCAAAAGUCUUUGCCUUCGACAAUACCUGUGCGAACGAGCUCAAAGUUCCUUACAUUCUUAUGGAGUUUAUCGAUGCCAACUCUCUGCUGGACGUUUGGCAUGACCGGGAACGAAAGCGGAAAGCUGAGGAGCGCCUGGUGGUUGAAACUGGCAAGGGGACGGGGUCAUACACGGACCCCAAGAAAGCUUACACUAAUUUCUUGGACAGGUGGGAAGAGCAGGAUUAUCCAACCGAUAGUGGCAUGAAAAAGCUCCUUCAGAUGUUCAUUAACUGGCUUCCUUCAAACCCCAGUGACGGAAGGCCAUUCGUGUUGGCCCAUACCAAUUCUGCAAUCACGAACUUCCUUGUCGCGGAGGAUGGUUCUUUACGCGCAAUCCUCGAUUGGCGUGGCGCACAAAUCUUUCCGCGGAAUAUAGGGAGCGAGUCCUAUACAGGCUGGCUAACGCACGACUGGGCACCCAUCUAUUACUGGAACGAAGAGAUGGAACAAGGAAUAAAGGACGAGAAUGUGGAAUGGGAAGAUUCACCAGUCACACUGGACUUUUAUCGAAGGUUCUAUGCGCGAUGCUUUGCAGACCUACUGCCGGGAAGCGAGGGCGCCACAAUUACUCGACAGUCUCUUGUUUAUGGCAAUCUAAUUCUUGCAGCGAACAACCCGAGAAUAGCGUCGGGCUAUAUUAAGCAGAUCCUAAGGAAUGCCGAGGAGCAUUUCCAAGAAAAAGAGCCUCAAAACACUCUGCCUGCUCCAUUGAAUCCAUCUGGGCAGAAACAAGAUGUCAAUGGCAGCAAAGAACACAUUAAUUCCGAAGGGGAGAAUGCGACAGGGACUGUCGAAUCACCCAAUGCCGAAAAUGACGAUAGUGAUGAUGGGAGUGAUGAUAAAAGCGAUGGUAGCGAACCAGACAUUCAAGCAGACGCACGCUUUGAUCAUGACACGAUUGCCACCGCUUUGGACAACAAUAAUCUAUCCAAGAAGCAUGAAGACCUUUUGAAGGCCGCCUUUCUCGAUCUGAUUGAUUCGCUUUGA
Messenger RNA from Penicillium paradoxum, 1545 nucleotides. Its product is annotated as Aminoglycoside phosphotransferase. Bases 1 to 1545 code for a protein of 514 amino acids. The record is from RefSeq and is a predicted model, not a curated record. The transcript is spliced from 3 exons. NCBI's taxonomy places the organism in Eukaryota, Fungi, Ascomycota, Eurotiomycetes, Eurotiales, Aspergillaceae.